Messenger RNA from Xenia sp. Carnegie-2017, 703 nucleotides. RefSeq lists its product as uncharacterized. The transcript has 3 exons. NCBI's taxonomy places the organism in Eukaryota, Metazoa, Cnidaria, Anthozoa, Malacalcyonacea, Xeniidae. The record is from RefSeq and is a predicted model, not a curated record. Bases 23 to 532 code for a protein of 169 amino acids.
UGCCGCCCCACCCCGAGUUAAAAUGUUGCAGCUGUUCGUCAUAUCAUUGCAUUCAUGUGACAACCCUUGCAAAUCAUUGACGAGGAUGAAAUGGAUUCUCCAUUGGCACUUUUUAAGUUUUCCUUUGGAAUUACACCAGAUGCGAGACUAUUUUGAAUUGGCUACACUUAGCAAAGAAAAGGUUUCUUUAUUUGAAACAGGCAAUGAGAAUGAUGCAAGCGAUUUUACUGAUCUUCCUGAAAAAAAUGGUCAUAAAAUUUUGGCGCCAUCUGAAAGUGGUAUUUGUUCUUGUGGUGCAGAGUGGGAUAAACGUUCUAUUCAAGAUGAAUGGUUGUACGUAGACUUGUGUUCAGUUGCGUACUUUUGUUCAAUCCAUGAUGUGAAGGUGUAUUGUAGACCUUGCUCCUCUUGUGCUACGAAAAAGCAUUAUGAUGGCAUUGAAAACAGGAUUGUAUGGUUUGGAUCAUAUGCAAUAUCUCAUGCCGUUCUAAAAGAUUACAUUCGGCUUUUCAUAACGUCGAGGUACUUUUGAUCUACCCAAGAAAGAUUACAUUGGGCUUUUCAUAACGUCGAGGUACUUUUGAUCUACCCAAGAAAGAUCUCUCGUGGUAACAUGUUAGGUAUGGCCAGUGGUUGGUCAUCGUCAUUGAGCCUUUUGACACCAGUUCAGAAUACGUUAAAUGUCCUGAAGACGUUGAGGAGG